Eutrema salsugineum is the source of this 1671-nucleotide messenger RNA. RefSeq names its product cyclin-A2-2. Gene Ontology annotation, cellular component: cytoplasm; cyclin-dependent protein kinase holoenzyme complex; nucleus. Gene Ontology annotation, biological process: mitotic cell cycle phase transition; regulation of cyclin-dependent protein serine/threonine kinase activity. Lineage: Eukaryota; Viridiplantae; Streptophyta; Magnoliopsida; Brassicales; Brassicaceae. The record is from RefSeq and is a predicted model, not a curated record. The coding region runs from base 171 to 1472 and encodes 433 amino acids. The transcript has 13 exons. Gene Ontology annotation, molecular function: cyclin-dependent protein serine/threonine kinase regulator activity.
CAACACACUCUCUCUCUCUACUGUCUCCCAUUUUCGCUGCUGCUUCUCUCUCUGGAGCGUUUCUCUAUUUUCAGUGAGCUUCUCUGUACCGCCAUUGGAGGUUCUUCAGAAAUUCCUAAACCGAUUUUCCGAGCCAGGCUUGGCUAAACCCCUGGCUAUUUGACUAAAUUAUGUAUUGCUCUUCUUCGAUGCAUCCAAACGCAAACAAAGAGAAUGUCUCUACUUCAGAUGUUCAGGGAAAUUUUGUACGAAUAACGAGAUCACGAGCUAAAAAAGCCUUGGGAGGAGUAAUACCUCCAACAAAACCAUCUUUCAAACAGCAAAAGAGGCGUGCGGUACUUAAGGAUGUGAGUAAUACUUCAGAAAAUAUUUAUUCACACCUCCUGGAAGGAGGCAACAUUAAGGUUAACAGAAAAUGUGUAAAGGAGUCCAAAAAAGCAGCAAAGGAAGGUGCUAAUGUCGCCAUGGAAAUUCUGGUAGAUAUGCAUACAGAAAAAUCAAAACUAGCCGAAGAUUUGUCCAAGAUCAUGAUGGCUGAAUCCCAAAAUGCUUCUGUUUCAAACUCUAAAGAUGAAGAAAUUACUGAGCAACAAGAAGGCGGAUCUGAUGUCAUGGAUUUUCUCCAAGUUGUAGAUAUCGAUUUUAACGUCAAAGAUCCCCAGUUUUGCAGCUUUUAUGCUGCUGACAUAUACGAGAACAUACAUGUUGCUGAGCUUCAACAACGACCUCUGGCUAAUUAUAUGGAGCUUGUGCAGCGAGAUAUCGACCCAGGCAUGAGAAGGAUUCUGAUUGACUGGCUUGUAGAGGUUUCUGAAGACUACAAGCUGGUUCCAGAUACGUUUUACCUUACAGUGAAUCUUAUUGAUCGGUUUCUGUCCAGUAGUUGCAUUCAAAGGCAUAGACUCCAGCUCCUUGGUGUCACUUGCAUGCUUAUAGCUUCAAAAUACGAAGAGCUUUGUGCACCGCCGGUCGAGGAGUUUUGCUUCAUUACGGCCAAUACAUACACGAGAACAGAAGUGCUGAGCAUGGAGAUUCAAGUUCUAAAUUCUGUGCACUUUAAAUUAUCAGUUCCUACAACCAAAACCUUUCUGAGGCGGUUCAUUAGAGCAGCUCAAGCUUCUUACAAGGCGCCUCUCGUUGAACUGGAGUUUUUAGCAAACUAUCUCGCCGAGCUGACACUCGUGGAAUACACUUUCCUAAGGUUCCUGCCAUCACUAGUUGCUGCUUCAGCUGUUUUCCUAGCCAGAUGGACACUCGACCAAACUGAGCAUCCUUGGAACCCUACUCUGCAGCACUACACCAGAUAUGAGGUAGCCGAGCUGAAAACCGCAGUACUCGCAAUAGAAGAUUUGCAGCUCAACACCAGUGGCUGUACCCUCACUGCAACCCGUGAGAAAUACAACCAACCAAAGUUUAUGAGCGUGGCAAAGCUGAAAUCUCCCAAAAGAGCCGCAUCAAUUUUCUCAAGAUGAAUUUGAGCAUAACCAAGCCCGGUGAUCAAGUACCUAGUUUCAGACAUUUGGUUUCACCUUUGAUUUCCCGGUGUUUGUUUCUGUGCUAGUUAUCUGUCUGUUUUUCUGUAGCUAUCGUGUGGCGCUAGUGAUUAUAGGCCACUACUUGUCACAUUUAGGUACCUUCACCUUACCUUUAAUAAAGGUUAUGGAAUUUAGU